Messenger RNA from Dalotia coriaria, 694 nucleotides. Its product is annotated as larval cuticle protein A2B-like. The transcript has 4 exons. Lineage: Eukaryota; Metazoa; Arthropoda; Insecta; Coleoptera; Staphylinidae. Gene Ontology annotation, cellular component: extracellular matrix. Bases 155 to 583 code for a protein of 142 amino acids. The record is from RefSeq and is a predicted model, not a curated record.
CAACGCGGUGUAAACAAAUGUGCGAAAAUGUUAAUCAAGUGUAAUUCAUAUGCUAAAUUUAUCACCAAUUAAAUUAGAGUAAAACAACUAAAAUAAAUUAUUCUAUUUAUUUGCAAUUAAACAACCAAACAAAACGUUACAUAGUUCUACGCAAAUGUUUCACCUACGUAACACUGUCACAAUAAUAUUCAUUAUUACAAUUGGAUUAAAUCAAUUAUUAAGUGUUGGAUGUCGCACGAAUAAUGUAGAUGAUUAUUCAUAUAGUUAUUCAAUACAAAAACCCGAAUAUGGUAUCGUGACCCAUCACUGGGAGAAGCGACACGGUUCCGUGGUCACCGGCGGUUAUAGCAUGUUAGAUCCGAACGGAAAAGUCCGUGUCGUUGAGUACCACGUCGAUGGAGGACACGGGUUCAAAGCUUUCGUUCAAUAUCGCCGACCACCAGCUGGUAACGAUUUAGGCCAUCUACGUUUUCCGUAUCACUACCGUACGCCAAUUCGUCUCGCCGAGCCUGUCAGUCUAAUCACGCCGGAUUUAUUUCGACCCAAGGAGUUCUAUCCGAAUUUACCGUCGGAGCGAAACUAGGAAAUGCAAGCAAGAGUCAACAGCGCGUAAAAAUAUAUGUUGUAUAUGAUUUAUUGUACUGCUGUUAAUUGUGUUGGCAUUUUGGAAUAAAGUUUUGUUUGAAAAGGUCAA